Aplosporella prunicola CBS 121167 is the source of this 882-nucleotide messenger RNA. RefSeq lists its product as uncharacterized. The transcript is spliced from 3 exons. Bases 1 to 882 code for a protein of 293 amino acids. The record is from RefSeq and is a predicted model, not a curated record. Lineage: Eukaryota; Fungi; Ascomycota; Dothideomycetes; Botryosphaeriales; Aplosporellaceae.
AUGGAAAAUGGUCUCGAAACCGGUGCUAUUCCCGUCGCCGAUCCGAGCGCCGACGCCGAAGAUGCUCAGCCCACGAGGGAGGAGCUGUUGCUAAAGAAGAAGCAUUUCCCCUUUAUGGAAUUGCCCUCAGAACUCCGUCUGAAUAUUUAUCGCAUGGCGCUCUGUCGCCCCAAACCCAUUCUCCUCCACAUGCCGAAGCCAGCCGCAAAAGAGUCCGAUGAACGCGACGAAUACGAAGUAUCGGAGCUCUGGGAUGGAGACAACCCGGUAACGCUGGGGCUUCCUCCGCGGCCGGGGCGGCGGCCAUCAUCGCCCCGCGCACCGCGCCCCGGCGGCAGGACCUUCGCCCGCCGCUUCGAAGUCAAGCAGCAGCUGCCGCACAAUGUCAACACGGAGCCACUGGUCCCCGCGCUGCUCCGCGUCUCGCAGCAGAUUUACCGCGAGGCCCGUCCGGUCCUAUACUCGGACAACGAACUCGUUUUGCAUUUGCCCAGCGCGCUUUGCACGCUUAAUGGUCUCCAUCAACGUAGUCGUAGCUUGAUCAAGCACGUCCAUCUUACCAUUCCUACGCAUCACGACAUCCUUGAGGGGUUUGCCGAUCUGGUGCGCCUUGGAUUGCGCUACUGCUGGGGCCUCAAGACUUUUACCAUCACUUUGCCGGAUAUGUUUCCCGAGGAGCGCAGUGUGCCUAGUAGUACGACCAACGUGUACGCGAACGCAUUCCACAUCCUGCGUUGGUUACCCAAAGCCACGGUUGUGCGCCUGGAAGGCAACGUCCAGGAAGAGAUACGGAAAGUUGUAGAGGAGAACGGUCGCCUAGCCAUGGCAUUGAAUGAGGUUAAAUACUUACGCCGCCAGCAUCAAAUGCCAGAGCGGCGGUGA